Molecule: messenger RNA, 1496 nt
Organism: Phoenix dactylifera (date palm)
Lineage: Eukaryota; Viridiplantae; Streptophyta; Magnoliopsida; Arecales; Arecaceae
Source: RefSeq, a predicted model, not a curated record
CCUUCUCCAGUCAGUCGAUCGGCGGUUGCAGCACAUCAGGAAACUAGGACUGGAUCUUCGCCAACUCCUUUGUCGAGAUGCGGCUUGGUGUUCCAGAUCAGCUUCCGGGGCACUCCGUUCGCCACCUCCGACCACGACGGAGACGACUCCGACACCAUCUUGGGGACGACCUGACCUUCCCCUCGUGGUCGGCUGUCUGCCCUGCCCCGCCAAGCCCUCCGCUCUCGCUCCGGCCGGCGCAAGCACUUUGUGGUCCGCCAUCAAUACUGCACUCGCCCAGUGUUCGAUGAAAUGCUGCUUACACCUCACACCCUCCACACCCUCCUCACCGCCGGCGCCCACACCAAGCACUCCGCCACCGUCCGUCUCACCACCCCAGCGUCUGCCGCCGUGGACCCUGGACGGGGUCGGCCCUCACCGCCCGCACCCACUCACCACCCGCACUCCGAGAGUUACUUUCAACUGAAUUCCUUAAGAAAUAUCGUAUAGAUGCUGAGAAUUUCACACCAUUCUCAUUAUAUAAUAUCUACUUCAGAGAAAGGUUGGGAGAUGUCUUACCAUUAUACUAACACUUCCGCAGCUGCCUUCGGUGCUGGCCUCAUCCUUCAGGAUCUCAAAAUAGAAAACAAGGCAGGGCCUCAUGGCGUACAGGCGGUAGCCCUCCUUGUUGCGGGAGACCAGAGUGUCAUCAAUCGCUGCGGCAUCGAAGGCUACCAUGACACGCUCUAUGCACAUAACAAUCGCCAGUUCUACCGUGAUUCUUGGAUAUCGGGCACCGUCGACGUCAUCUUUGGGAACGCUGCAGCCGCCUUCCAGAACUGUCAAAUCUUUGCUCGCAAGCCCCUGAAUGGCCACAAUAAGAACACCAUCACCGCCCAAGGUCGGAUCUGCCCGACCCAAAACUCGGGCAUGUCGUUCCAGGAUUGCCAGGUAUUGCCUGCCGACGACCUCAAGCCUGUUAUGGGUUCUGUUCGGACGUACCUCGGCCGGCCAUGGAGGACGUAUGCGAGGGUGGUGUUCAUGCAAUCGUUCCUCGCCGAGCACAUCGACCCUAAGGGGUAUAUUUCAUGGAACGCGGGGCCUGAUACGGUGUACUAUGGGGAGUAUCAGAAUUGGGGGCCAGGGGCCAACACUAAAGACCGGGUAAAGUGGCCCGGAUGUCAUUCGUUCACAGAUUCAUCAGAGGUAGAGGAUUUCACAGUGGCACGACUGAUACAAGGAGACACUUGGUUGAAGUAUAGUGGGGUGCCUUACAAGGUAUGGUUCUGAUGAGAUGGGUUAUAUUGAAGAACAUAGUAAUUGGAAUGUGGUCUAUUAUUUUUUUUCGUUGAAAUAAUGGCUUUUUUUUUUUAUGAGAAGUACAGUUUCUAGAAAGUGGAUGAAUAUCUCCUUUUAGAAAAGGGGAAGACGAAUAAAUUUCCAGUAUGAUGAUGCAAUUGUUUUUUUUUUUUAUGUAUAUGUUAAAUGGGAGUAUAUUGGUUCUAAACAAAAAUCCC